CCUGUAGUUAGUUAAUACAGCUAAUCUAGUAUUAACUAACUAGAUUAGCUGUUUUUAAUCUAGUUAGUUAAUACUUUGUACAGUCUCUUCCGAGUGGAGCAGCCUCAGGUCUUCUGUAACUUUUUAUCAGAUUUGCAGCUGACCGCUGAACCUUUUCCUUUAUUGAUUUGUUUUAGAUUGACGGUCUCAAACUUGUUUUCAUUUUAGGCCAAUUUCAAAAUCAUGAAUGUAGUCAAAGGGCCGGUUGUGCCAGAAUGUAUCGAUAAAACCCGUUUAAAAAACGGAUAAAACUGUAAUAAAUAGCUGUCUCUGCAUUCGAUAAGUACUUUUUAACAUGAAAUAUUCUCCAUAUUUUCACAUCGAUCAGAACUGUGGUCCAGGGCCAUACAAAGUCAUCCAGGGUCCGCAAAAAGCUUCCCAGGCCGCACUUUGGACACCGCAGCCUUAAUGCAUAGAGUUAUUUCAAUACACACAGGUUCUUCGAUAUUUACAACAGCAUAUUAGAGCCAUUUUAGAUGGUGGGAAAAAAUGCAUUUCUGCCAAAAGAAAAGAUCAAAUUAAGAGGUUAAUCUCAUACAUUUUCUAGGAAAAACGUGGAAAUUUAAGAGUUUCAAAAAUCUUCAACUAAUUGAGUUUUCUCAAAACUGAGUUUUUUUCUAGCAAAAUUUCUUCUGUCCAAGCUCAGAAAUUUUUCUAGAAAAUUUCACAGAUUGAUCUCGAGACUUCUGAGUUUUGUGGCGGAAAUUUACGGUUAGUAUGGAAUGUUAAAAUGUAACACAAAAAAAGUAUACAACAGAAACUCAGGGGGAACAAACACUAUUUAAUGGAACAGUACAUACAGUCCAGUGCUUUGCACCUAUCAGGUCUGAAUAAAUGAAUUUCGUAUUGAUGCUGUUUGUUAAUAUCACAACUAAGACUUCUCUCUCUAAAGGUCCUACUGCUUUUCAGUAUACAGUUUAUCUCUCCAAAUUUAAAGUUGUGUGUGUAUUUGUGUGUGUGUGUAGCUUUGGUCAGUGUGUCAAGGUUAAAUCAAACCGACAUGGCUGGUGCAGGCUGAAAAGCCUUGGCUGGAGAUUGGAGGAUGGAAGGGAAUGAAAUGGAUCAAAAUGAGUCUAGGAAUGAAAUUGAAACAGAUGGACCUGAGCUGUCUGUUUUGGAUUUAUUUAUACGGCUGGAUUAAAGGCGAGUGUGUGUGUGAUAUUGAGAGAUACGCUCCUGCUUGUGUCGGAGUGACAGUCACACACCCCCGUAGAGGUCACCGUGGCGACCAAAAUCCUCCCGUCAUCAGUGUAGCGGAGUGGGAGUGGGGAGCCGUCACUUCUUUUCCACUUUUUCUCUCCAAGAGGAGGCUGAGGGAAGACGCACAGCAGGUGAGAAUCCUUCCUUUGACUCCAGCACACAGUUGGACUUGGAGUAGCCGGGUGCGUCGCGUCCCGUCUCCUGGACGGUUUCCAUGGCGAUGGCAGAUUUCCUCUUCAGUUAAUAUAGUACAUCUUCAUCAGGGCUGUCCUCCUCCUCCUCCCAUGAUGGCCUUCCUCAAGAGAGUACGUUCCCCUUCCCUGUCCUUCUUCCAGACAGUCGUGUCCCUCCUGCUGAGCACCGUGGCCCUCACCUCCUCCUUCUGGUGCACGGGCCAGCAGAAGGUACCCAAGCCUCUCUGUACGGCCACCAAGUUCAAGCGGUGCAUCCCUGUGCCGGGGGUGUCCAACACCUCCAACAUCCAGUUCUUCUGGGAGACGGGCGACGACCGCUUCGUCUUUCCGUACUUCCACACCGGCCUGUUCAUCAUCUGCGAGGAGAACAUCUAUGUGGACGAAUGGGAAGAGAAAUGUCGAUGGUUUUACAGUUUGACUCCCGAAUCAGAGGAAGCAAUGAUUUGGCUGUGUCUCACGCUGGAGUUCAUGUACGUCGGCCUGCUGCUGGUCAGCUGCCUGCUGCUGUCCGCCCAGCUGUGCAUCACGGCUUGGUUUCCCUCCACGCUGCGCUGGGGCCAGAUGCUCAACGCCUUUGCAGCUGUCUUCACGGUCCUGGGAGGUCUUCUUGGGAUGGUGGGUCACAUGAUGUUCAUGCAGGUGUUUCAGACCACGGUUUCAAUGGGACCAGAAGACUUUAAACCUCACAGCUACGGCUACUCCUGGGCGUUCUAUUUGGUGUGGCUAGCCUUCACUGUGUGCAUGGCGGCGGGCGUCUCCACCCUGAACAACUACACCAAGAAGGUCCUGAUGGUGGGGCCCAGGAGUAGCUCCAGCCUCAACCCCUGCAGCUUUAACUUCGUGGGCCUCCUGCCACCUGCUCCCUUCUACACCCCCCCAAACCUGCCCGUCACCCUGUCCGCCCCUCUGCCUGCCCCCGUGAUCUCCCACCUGUCUCCCUACUACGAGCCUCCGCCGCCCGCUUCGCCGAGGCUCACCCACUCCCACUCGCUUCCCCUGACCCACUCGGACUCCUUCCCUCCUCCCCCUCCCCACCUGGCACCUGCGUCCCCGUUCCACCGCCUCUCCCUGUCCUCCCCGUCUCUCUCACCCUCCAUCUCCGUUCACAUGAUGCUCCCAGGACGCAACGAGCAUYCGUUCGAUCGGGACGAGGAUUACAGCACGCUUUGAACUCUCACAUGCGCAUCUCAGAAUAUCGUCAAAAAGGGAAUUUAUUUCAGUGAAUUUGUUCAAAAAGUGAAACGCAUAUCGUCACAUCACUUUUGGUCAAAAAUUAUUUAUGUUUAACAAGGAUGGUAGGUUAGGUUUUGGUUGAAGACUACCGAGUUGACCAGCAGACGGUCACUAACUCAACAACAACCUUUCUGUUCGCGGAGCACUCUGUCCAAGGAUUUUGAUGGAAAAUUGAGUGGAAUAAAAAAGUCAGAAACGGCGAACCUGAAUUAAGUCAUCUGCUGUUCUUUCAACCCUUUAGAGUCCAUGUGAAAGUACGUUUGGUCUUUGUUUAAAUAUCAAUCAAAAAUUCACCUCUGUACAGUUAAACAUAAUUUAUUUGCAAUAAGCAUACAGUUAUGAAGUUUGAAACACCAAAAAAAAUGAUUUUUGGGGUUGUUUUUUUUGCCUCGUUUGGAUUUUUAUUAUUUUUAUGUCUCUGCUUAUGAAAUGUUGAAGGUACUGACUGGAAAAUACAAAACUGAAAAAUGUAACUGUCUACUUCUAUUACAAAUUUGAUUUAAAAGGAAAACAUCUCGAAAAUAACUUCUGGACAGGUUUUUACAGAAUGUUAUUCGCAGUUAUUCACAGAAUGAAUGACCUCAUCUGUUUUAAACUCAAAUGAGUAUUUUGUUGUGAAAAAUCGUUCCUGUAUCAUCUAUCCUGUAUGUUUGUUUCACUUUUGAAUCAAAAUCACUGAACUACACUGGUUGACAUCCAUUUACUGCGACUGGUGGAAAAAAUAAAUGACAAGUCACCACAGGAUGAAAAUGAAAAGUUUUAUUAUUUCAAAAGUCACUGUAAUGAUCAUUCAUGUAGCAAAAAUAAACAUCAGACACACGGAGCUUUGUUGGAAAGAAAUCCUAUUUACACAUCAUGUCUCGCGCUUCAUUACUCAAACAGUUGCCUUUGUGGGAACGCGGCYAGUGGAAAGAUUUUAACAUUUCCGCACAAAGUUUGGAUUUUUCUAAAAUUGACAUACUCCAGAGUAUUUAGUCUCUCCUAAUUACAAAUAUCUUAUUCCAACAUCUAUAAUGUUUUUAGAGGAGAAUUAUUUAAUCGAAGGCAUUUCCAUCAUAUUAGUUCAGCAUUAUAAAGAGAGCGUAUUUUUAUUAGAGAAGAUAGAAAUAAAUUGAUAAACUAACAAUAAAAUAAUGCAAAACAUCAAAUAACAAAAUACCCUUUUUUAAAUCUACUGUAACAUACAUAUUCAUAAAUGUAAAAGUACAUAAAAAAAACCACACUUGAAUAUUUAUUGAUCGUCAUUAUACUGCCGCCAGUYGAACGCUUAAUGAUCUCUUUGAAAAUAGUGAUGGAAAAACUAAUCAUUAAGUUCGAAUUUAUCGUAAACCUGAAGCAUUUUCUCUGUUCAGCUUAAACAAAACAAAAAACGAUAUCCUUAGAUGCCCUGAAGAAAACCAGCCCGACUCUGGGCUGAGAACACACUUAGAUACGACYGAGUUCGACUCCUGCUUCGUUAGUCGAAGGAACCGUCUGAAGGCAGACUCGGUCAAACGUUAAGUGUAUGUGAAAAUAUCCACAGGUCUAUUGUGUUCACACUAGCAGCUUAAAUUUAAUGAAGGAACAAAAAAAAACAGGAUUGUAGCUGAAAGAGUAGAUCUGUUCCAAAAAAAAA
Messenger RNA from Poecilia reticulata (guppy), 4281 nucleotides. RefSeq names its product germ cell associated 1 (gene gsg1). Gene Ontology annotation, cellular component: plasma membrane. The record is from RefSeq and is a predicted model, not a curated record. NCBI's taxonomy places the organism in Eukaryota, Metazoa, Chordata, Actinopteri, Cyprinodontiformes, Poeciliidae.